Oryzias melastigma (Indian medaka) is the source of this 2360-nucleotide messenger RNA. It is a transcript of the gene pigs, whose product is annotated as phosphatidylinositol glycan anchor biosynthesis, class S. Lineage: Eukaryota; Metazoa; Chordata; Actinopteri; Beloniformes; Adrianichthyidae. Bases 225 to 1913 code for a protein of 562 amino acids. Gene Ontology annotation, cellular component: GPI-anchor transamidase complex. The record is from RefSeq and is a predicted model, not a curated record. Gene Ontology annotation, biological process: attachment of GPI anchor to protein. The transcript is spliced from 12 exons.
AGCCGGUGAUCACAAUUAAUUUGACUGAAAUUAUAUUUUUCCGAUACUUUCUUAGGAUUAUUAUAGUUAAAUUAUAUUAGGUAGUUGUGUUACCAUUUAAGAAAUUGUAGGUACGUAUCAGCAAGGUCCAGGCAUUUCCUUUAUUCGCAUUUUGUUUCCGCUUCCACGUGACUUACGACAAUACGUGAGCUCUAUCAACAAGCGUACCACUUUCAUUGACAGAAAUGGCCACCACGGAAGUGGAGCGCAGACGAGGUCAGCUCGCUGCCCUGUCCAUAGCGGUCGUGGUCAUCAUCGUUGGGGUUCCCCUAUGGUGGCGAACCACUGAAACGUACCGCGCCUGGUUACCUUUCAGCCAGAUAACAGACCUAUCAAAACUGCAGCUGCAUUUAAGUGCUGAUGUGGAAGUUGUGUUUGCGCGGGGGACCCUGACACCUGAGCAGCAGAAGCGGGUCCCCCUGACCCAGACGCAGGAUGAGGAGCAUGCAGUAGAUGAGAACACAGUUUUGAGGUAUACUCAUGAAAUAAAGUACCGCACAGCUACGAUUAUGGAAGAGGAUGCUCUGAGCAAGCCCACCGCUGCAGAGGCAGAUCUAUCUCUGCACAUGCUCAGUGAAAGUCCAUGUGGUUCUUCAGUGGUGUACGUGAUUCCUGAGGUUUCCUCACUGCUACCAGAGAAUGUAAAAGUGUAUAUUGGUCAACGCCGGACGGCCAUGCUCCGCAUGGAUGCUGAGAUGAGAGCAGGAAAGACGGUGGAGCAGCUGCUGGCUGUCCUGAAGCCUCAAAUCAAGCAGGUGCUUCAGGUGAUGUCUUUUAGCCACACCGACAUCACCGCCGCCCUCAGCGACAGGGUCCGCUUCAACCCCGGCGACCAAGAAAGCAUGACUCAUAGUAUGAGGGCCUUCACAUCCAGCCCAGGCUAUGAGAUAACUUUCAGUCUGCUGAACCCUGACCCAAAGUCACACCGGCUCCAUUGGGACAUAGAAGGUGCUGUUCAGACUUACAUCCAGCCUUUUCUUACUAAACUGUCUCCUGUGGCCAACUUCAGCGUGGACUCUCAGAUGCUACACUAUGCUAUGCUGGGCGUCAACCCACGCUACAACAACGAACGUGGUGCUUAUAUACUUCACGCCGACAGCCUUGCACAUGUCAUCAACCCAGUGGAGGCCAGACUUGGUUCCAAUGCUGCUUCUUCCAACCCAGUGCUGAAUUUUCUUCUGUAUGUGCCCAACGCCCAACAUUCACCAAUUUACAUUCAGGACCACAAGAAAAUGGAAGUACCUUCGAAUGCAUUUCACUCUCCGCGUUGGGGAGGGAUUAUGGUAUAUAAUGUCAAAAAUCUCUAUGGACCAGAGCCAGAGUUUCCUGUCGACAUCGACAUCAACAUGGCUGAAGUCAUGGGCGUUUUCCUGACACAACUACGGCUGUUAGUGGGGAUGCAGUCGUCCCCUCCCCCCCCAGGCUUCUCGGUGGCCCCGUGCGGCAGCGUAGGACUGGCUGACUGGGAGCUGGACCGUCUCAUGUGGAGUCGGAGUGUGGAAAACAUCGCCACGGCAACCACAACCAUCACUUCUCUGGCACAGCUGUUGGACCAGAUAGGAAACAUCGUCAUCAACGACAACAUCGCCCAGCAGGUGUCCAGUGCCGUCACGUCUGUGCAGCUGGCUGUGGCCGAGCUGGAGGCCGGGAACCUCGGCUUUGCCCUGCAGUACAGCAAAGAGGCCAUCUUGGCGUCUGAGAAAGCCUUCUUCGACCCCUCGCUUCUCCAUCUCCUCUACUUCCCCGACGACCAGAAAUUUGCCAUCUACAUUCCCCUCUUCCUGCCCAUGUGUGUGCCCAUUUUGUUGUCGCUGCUGAAGAUAGCUUCUGAGGUCAGACAACGGUACAGAGAAAAGCAAGCCAAGAAGGACUGAGAGACACUUGAGCUGCAGAAACUUUAAUGAACAAAAAAACAAAAAACACUGGUGAACAAACAUUUUUGUUUGUAGCUUUUACAUGAAAUGCAAGCAUGGAGAAUGUUUUUUUUUUCUACCAAACUGAGGUUAACUUCUCACUUUUUUCCAAGAGGUUUGAAAGGAAAAGCUGCUGUAUGUGUUAAAAUGAUUAAAUGCUUUAUUUGUAAUGUUUUAUAUUUGAGCAGUUCUUCUAAGUUGUUUGGAAAUAAACAAAAGUUUGAGUUUCUCACACCAUUUGUCGCAUUAAAUCAGAUGGAAUAUUUAUAUAUAUAUAUAUAUAUAUUUUAUUUGCACUAUGUCAACCAUAAAUGUGAAAGGAAACAAGUUUUUAUUAUGAAUAAUUGAAAACAAACUGUCAUGGAAAACAUACCGGACACAUAAAAAUAAAAAAGGUUAUUAUUAUAA